This is a messenger RNA of Anneissia japonica, 2746 nucleotides long. RefSeq names its product outer dense fiber protein 3-like. Bases 223 to 981 code for a protein of 252 amino acids. NCBI's taxonomy places the organism in Eukaryota, Metazoa, Echinodermata, Crinoidea, Comatulida, Comatulidae. The record is from RefSeq and is a predicted model, not a curated record. The transcript is spliced from 4 exons. Gene Ontology annotation, cellular component: cytoskeleton.
CCGCGUCCCUAGCAAUGGAAUGUUUGGAGGGGAGGUGAACGGUGGUGUAUAUAGUAAAUAUUCAACAAAAACAAUCAACACACUGGUGUGUGGUGUAUAAAGUGGUGAAGACUUUGUCGCAGAUUAUUUUUCACGCCAAAGUUGUUAGAAACACGUUCGCAACCUUAUUUUUGUUUAGCAAUUUUUAGACGAACCAAGGAGGUAUAAAAAUAAGGACGAACCAUGACAGAAGAAAAAGACAAACCAACGGCGAUAAUUGCAGCGAGGGAAAGAGGCCCCGGACCAGGAAGGUAUAAAUUACCAAGCAGUUGUGGAUACCUGCAUCAUGACUUCUCAAAACACAUGAAACCAUCAUAUUCUUUUGGUAAACGACUAGAAAAUUCAAUGUUUAAAAAAGACAACAGUCCAGGCCCAGCAUACUUCAUAAAUCCAACAGUUACUCGACAUGGACAGGAUGGUACACCUGCUUACUCAAUAUUAGGUAGACAACGUGACCCAAAUUCGUUUGUAACGCCAUCACCUUACGCAUACAGCCCAGAAAAGUGUCAUCCGCAGGGAGAGAGGCAUGCCCCAGUCCACUCAAUGGGUGCUCGUACUCGAUACCGAAAACGUGACCAAUGUCCUGCUGCUAACAAUUACUCUUUGCCAUCGUUGCACGGAAGCAAGGUUCCAAACAAAAAAUCCAGCUCGAGCUAUUCAAUGACAGCACGCUCUAAGGUUGGCGGGUACCUCGAAGAUCUUGCGAAAACGCCCGGACCCGGACGCUACCACGCAAUAAACCCGAACAUUGUACAUGUCAAAAAGCCUAGCUAUUCAAUGCUGGGCCGACACGAUGGUGUUGGAGACAGCACGCAGAAGCCGGGACCAGGGGCACACAGCCCGGAGAAGGUGUACGUCAACAAAAGGAAAUAUCCAAGCCAUUCGCUCGGCAUCAGGCAUUCAGAGUUUGUCUGUCCACUGAUCAUCGAUGUCACAGAUUAAGCCAGCUGAAUCUAAAUUUAAUUCUUAAUCCAUUAUGUAAAUGGGAACAUCAUAUUUUAUAUAAUUACUUUACAGAUAGGAUUGUAGGCUUAUAUACAUAUAUAUACAUAUAUUACUAAUUUAACCAAUUCUAAGAAAUGAAGUAGAACAUGAUUACAAUUGGAUGGAAUUAUUGAAUUGGAACAGUGUCUUUCCAUUAAUUAUUAUUGCAUUUGCAAACAAUUAACAGUAUUGAAAGAUGGAUUUCACAAUGUGACUGAGGUCAAUUUAAGAUAACAUGUAACAAAUUAGUAAGUGGAGAGGUGACAUUAUAUGAAUAAAGUGUAUGUAGUGAGAGAAUGUGUGAUAAUUGAAGGUGUGGUGUAUGUAUGUGUUUUAACAAAUAGGAGAUUCAGAAGGAAAAUGUGGUGUCAACCCAGAGAGAGUGUGUGUGAAAGGUCGGUGGUGGCUUACAGGGUCCCUCUUGUUUUAACUACAAUACAUAAAUUGUGGUUUUCCUUGUACUGUAAGAUGGAAUCUGUAACUACGUUUUCGGAAUUGUGUAUCUGCCUACUAAACAUAUUACACAUUAUGUAUUACAUAAUAAUCUUUUUGAGGGGCCGCGCUAAUAUGCUGAGUGAUGUGCGACAAUAUUAAUUUGUUUAAUAUGUAAAUAUAAUCAAUUAGGCUUCCUCAAAAUACUAUGUAUAAUUAAAAAUGUUUAAUAUAUAAAUGAAAAAAAAACAGUAUUAUAAUUAUGCAAUAAUUAACCACCAAAGCUUUCUUGAAUUUGAACAUAGGGCAGAUAUUACAGCAGUUGAUUUAUAGAAAUACAAUUAGUGUAAAAUAAUUGUGCAAUUAUUAGGUAGUUUUUGCCGCACGACGUUAACCUUAACUUUAAUGUUAGUACCCAACGUGCAGCGCGAUAGCUCCUCCCCUUUUGAAAACAGAUCGAAAUACGCAUGCGUAAACCCGUAACUAACGUACGUCGAGCACGGAAAAUCUUGAUAUUUAACGUACUCCGCAACGCAAGAUGAAUAAAUUAAGGUUAACGUCGUGCGGCGAAAACUACCUCGUUGCCUCUUUUCUUGUAAUCCCCACCUUGUGAAUAUUGUUGCUAGAUCCCACAAAACGAAACUGUUUAAAAAAACAUACGCAAACUUGUGUGUUUGUGGGAUAAACACAACGUGUGCUUGUUAAACACGCGCAUAUUCAAGCCCCUGUUCUGAUGUUCUGAUUGGUCAACUAUUCAACAGUUUGAUUGACACUCCGGAGGGGUCCAUUAAAAUUCUGUGUUUAUAUUUUGCUUAGUAGCAUAUUACUAAUUAGGGAAGCAAAUUUGUAUUAAUGAACGUAAAAUCUUUACACUCUCUGCAUUUUCAUUGUAAAUAAAAAAAAAAGUAAAAAUAAUCUUUUAUUUGAAAGAUAUCGCUGAUAUACAACCUGAUUUACAUACAGGGAAACAGAUGAUUUUUGUGAUGAUAUUCCUGAUAGUUUUCUCAGAUUAUGCGCAUGUCUAACGCAGCAGCGUCCAAUUCAAUUCAGGGUAAUGUAAUGCUCAGAAAUUGUGUAUGGUGUAUUUUCCUUUGGAUACAAUGUGCUUAAUCUGGAAUGAUAGACAGAUUCAAAGGGAGGGGAGGGAUUAGGGCAACCGGGAAAGUAGGAUGUGACAGUAGUUUCUGCUAAUUCCUAAUGAAAAAAAUGUGUUUUGCAGAUGCGCUACUCAAAAUAACAUUAUUAAGGUGCAAAAAUAAUUAAAUAGUGUAUUUAUACUCUUUCACAACAA